CAACAACAACAACAACAACAACAACAACAACAACAACAACAACAACAACAACAACAACAACAACAACAACAACAACAACAAAACCAAACCAGAAGGUCAUACUCGACCGGGUGGUUCGUGCACUUACAAGAUGUAUUUGCUGUGACCUUUCCCCCUGGGGGUACAAUCUACACCCAGCGAAUCCCUGCAGGGCUUGCAGGAUGGUGGUUGAUGUAUCCCACCCGGCCAUUACUCUGUUCUUUCAUGCCCUCUGGGGCCAGGUAUAGACUAUUCCAGGUCAGAACUUCCCGGUUGAGAAAGUUGUUUUGCCGAAGUAACAAGUGUAUCUCUUGCAGUCAGUGAGGGUCAUGUAUCAAGUGCUAGUUCUUCUUUUCUACUUCUCCUCAUUCAAUUCAUGUCUUUGUAUCGCUUAGACUGUAGAGGGUGAGCAAAGAGUGUGUUUAAGGUCAAAGGUUAUGCAUAAUCAGUAGGUAGCAUAUUCGUGGCAAUUUUUCCUUGACUGUCAGUAAAGACAAGUUGUAGGGUGAGUGCUGUUAGAAAUCUUACACACAGAGAUGGUUCUAGUUAUAAGGCCAACUAGACAGUCACUAGACAACUAGACAAUCCCUUAUGUUUUUUUAAACGCGUUUUUUAUUUGUCUAGAAAAUAACUCUAGGUCUGUAUACUUUUAAUGAUAUUACCUAAAUGUAUACCACAGCCACCGGUAAAAAUAUAUUAAUCAAUCCUUAUUAAGAUAUUUUAUUUUUAAACAGUCCUCAGAGAAAGUUCCUUUCUUGGCUGAAAAUCAAACAUAAAACACACACACACAAAUAAAUUAUCUUGAACCAUAGAAACAAUUAAACAAACAAAACACCACUGACGUCUCCACUCGGGGUUAGACAUUAUACAGUAUGAGGCUGUCUCUGGGGACGAGCGACAUCAACCUUCUUCCAUUACAAACCCUUCCUCUUGGGGUCAGAGGUUGUACAAACUGUCGAUGCCUGUACGACGAGCGAUCUCAACUUUCCUGAGACAAAUAUUCCAAGAUGCCAUUAAAACGCUAAAUAAAAUACAAUAAAAUACAAACUUUUCUCAUACUUCAUCGCAUUUUCCACGCCCAUGGGUCCUUAGCAUUUUUUUUACCCAUGCCCAAACCCUCACGGCCCAUCUCGCGGCCACGGAAUUGUUUUUCCCCGCAUUCAAUAUGGUCGGAGAAAUUUCAGCCAAUCAGAGUGCACGAAACAUUUGCCCUGAAAGGUUAGUACAGCCUAACCUGUUCGCAAGGGAAAAAUUCUGCCACCCGGCCGCGUAGACUGCACCUUUCUAUGAAUACGCAUCCUCCACUCCCAUACACCCAGUGUCCCCCCACUUGCCGUGUCUCCUUGGGAAGUGAAGAGCUGGCGCCCAACGGUCAAUUAAAAAGUCUGCCUCUUUUCUUUUCCACUUUCUAAAAAAAAAUAAAUAAAACAACAACAAACGAAAGAAACAAAAUACCCCCCCCCAAGAAAAAAAAAGAAAAAGAAACCCCCAAUCAAGCUGUUAGUCAUGCGACAGAUCCGGCUCGACCACCCUCGCUGUGCUGGCUGUUUGGUGUCAUGUCCCCCUCUGUGACAAGUUGAAGCAGCCAAUGAAAACAGUGCACAAAGAAAAUGCAAAACUCAAGUUUUAAGUUCUUGGUUUGAUGCAGCAGUCAGACCUGGAUAUCCGAAGAAACAGGUUCUCCACGCCUAACAGAAAAUAUUGUAGAGCUGACGAGGAAAUAGUAAAAGAUGGCCUGCAAGGUGCCCAAGAUUCCAGUCUGUGUGGCCAUCGUCUGUUGUGUGGUGGCUUUGAUAUUCCAGCUCGUGGCUGUAGUGGGAACCGGGUGGCUGGUCUUUUCGAGAGGAGACAGGGGUGGAGAGCUUGGACUAUUUCGUUCGUGUAUCAACGGUAUGUGCGCAGAUGUGCCGAGCAGCUUGAUGCCAGAUUACUGGAGGGUAUGUCAGGCGUACUCCAUCCUGGGUCUGUUGACCAUCGCCGGAAGUCUGGUUGCUGGGAUUCUACAUUCUGUCUUUGAAGACACGGCCAAGGUUUCUGUAGCUGCCAUUGCUUCGUGCGUUGCUUCAGUGCUCUUUCUGAUAAUAGAACUUGUCAUGUUUGGUCUUGAGUCAUCUUCACUUCGUCACGAAACAGGACUUGACUUUGGUUACGGAUUCAUCCUCUCUAUUAUCGCAUGUAUUCUCAGCUUCCUCGCCACUUUAGGUUUUGCUGUAGGAUCAAGGAUGUCAUAAACUAAACUGUGAAGUUGUUAUAAUAUCACGGACAGUCUACCUUGCUUAUCAGAAACAUAAAUGAUAUUCUCGUCAUUUUCACUUUCACAUUUUUCUGUUUAUUUAAUGUUUGCUUAUAAACUAAAUGCCAUGUACAACAUUUUGACUUUCUCGCAAUAUGUGUUGCACAAGGUGUCGCCAUACCCCUAGGCAAGGUGGUGUUGAUUUCGUGACAGACCUCACAUUACACAUCACAAA
This is a messenger RNA of Pomacea canaliculata, 2486 nucleotides long. RefSeq lists its product as uncharacterized. The transcript is spliced from 4 exons. NCBI's taxonomy places the organism in Eukaryota, Metazoa, Mollusca, Gastropoda, Architaenioglossa, Ampullariidae. Bases 1749 to 2249 code for a protein of 166 amino acids. Gene Ontology annotation, cellular component: membrane. The record is from RefSeq and is a predicted model, not a curated record.